Molecule: messenger RNA, 1739 nt
Organism: Exaiptasia diaphana
Lineage: Eukaryota; Metazoa; Cnidaria; Anthozoa; Actiniaria; Aiptasiidae
Exons: 5
Coding region: 261-1100 (279 amino acids)
Source: RefSeq, a predicted model, not a curated record
AAAAUUUGCAUAAAAAGCAUACGUAUGCACAGUAAAUGCUCAAACUAUCGUCGGAGUUUUGCUCAUUACAUCUUCGCUAUAACACUGUUCAAGGGACGAAAAUUCAGUAAAAAAGCCAAUCAAGUGGAAGUUGGAAACCUGCGACACCCUUUGUUUCAAACAGCUCAAAGCAUAGCAUACCCUUCUUGAAAAAUAUUUGAUAUAAGCUUACGUCUAAAAAGACAUUAAAAGUAUUUAUAAAUAGAUGGACUUGUAGCACGAUGAUCGUACCGUUUGUCUGGUGUAUUCUGAUCGCUGGCGUUGGUUUCAACAUUUGCAAAGCUGGAAACAUAAAACUAAACGAUGAUCUUAAACUCAGUUGGCGCAUCAAUUCGACGAAAGGUACAAUCCGAUUCACAGUCACGGCGAAAAUAUCAGACAAGGGAUGGUUUAUGAUUGGGUUUGCACCUCAAAUCAAUUCUUCUAAAAAGGUUUCCUUCGAAGAUAUUUCGGGUGAUGCUUUUGUUGUUUGGAAAGGCGCAAGUAAAGGAAAGAGACCUAUCUGGCGUUUAACUGAAGUUAACAUUGUAAAAGGAACUCUACAAAMAGAAGAACCCUCUGAUGUCCAUUUAGGGUUAUCGGCCUAUGACAAAAAAACGAUCACAUUGAAAGCCAUAGUGUGGAGGCCAUUAAAAACAAAUAAUGAUUUAGAGAUCAAGAGAGGCCAGAUGGUUGUUUUUGGUUCUCAAGGUAACGAUGAUGGUAGCAAAAAAAGAAAAUGGGAAAAGAAAAUGAAAAGUUUGAAUAGUGUCAAUGCAGUUCAAGAUGCAUUCACAGCAGUUGAACAUGUACGCUUCUUCAAAAAAAUCCCCAACAGCAAAGAAAACAAGCAAAAUGACAAAAACGCUCUUAAUUAUGCAGCAGCAAUUGCAGAGAAACAUUGGAUUGGGAUAAUUCUUGGCAUAUCUGCAUUCUUGACAGUUCUCAUCACAUGCUCAGUUUAUUGCUUUAGUAAGAAAAAGAAAAAUGAAUUCAAGAGAGUUGUUAGUAUGCCAUUACAUAAAAACUCCGAUUGUGAUGAUGAAGCAAGAGUGGCAUUCUUGCAGUCUGAGGAAACAUGAGAAAGAUGGUGAACACUCUUCGAGCACGUGUACAUGUAUACUGCGCAUAAUGAUGUUGAUGACACCUUUAAAUGAAUAGCCUAGAACCACUUGAAUAUUAGAACCACUUAAACAUAAAUUAACUGCAUAUAUAMACACAGCCAAACGUUGAAUACUGAAAGAUAGAGUAUUCUGAAAUGCAAUGUCAGUAGUUCUUUUGCUCUUCAAAGAGUUUUUGUGGUUUCAUAGUGACUUCAUAAUAACAGCUCAACCUGUACAGUAAGUUAUAGAUAACUUCAAUGAAAGACACAUUGCAACACAGUUAAUUAACAUGCAGUAUGUAGUGUAUGCAGUUUAAUGCUUUCUGUAGUAGCUGAAGCAAUGAUUAAGUGGCUAAUUUUAAAAUUACUGAUGAGACCUUUGUAAAUAAAUAAGUAGCAAGUAUCAUGACAGUGGAAUACUGUGACAGUAUUUUAGAUUUUCUGUGAAAAGGACCUUACAUACAUAAACCAUACUGGCCACUGCAGAGGUUCACUCAUGCUCUACGACAAUCACAAGACAAGGCCAACACAGGAUUACUUUUCACUAUUUAUAAUAUUUUAGAAGCAAUCAAAUGAUAAAUAAAGACUAUCAUUACUAUUAAAUUCAUUACAAUUCAUG